This is a messenger RNA of Patiria miniata (bat star), 1020 nucleotides long. RefSeq names its product neuromedin-U receptor 2-like. The transcript has a single exon. NCBI's taxonomy places the organism in Eukaryota, Metazoa, Echinodermata, Asteroidea, Valvatida, Asterinidae. Gene Ontology annotation, molecular function: G protein-coupled receptor activity. Gene Ontology annotation, cellular component: membrane. Bases 1 to 1020 code for a protein of 339 amino acids. The record is from RefSeq and is a predicted model, not a curated record. Gene Ontology annotation, biological process: G protein-coupled receptor signaling pathway.
AUGAAUUCAACACAGCGAUUCAAUGCUGAGGAGCAAACUGGAGACAAGUGGAUCUGCCAGGUCAUGGCAGCGGAAGGAGUCAUUGGUGUCUUAGGAAACAUCUUAGUGUGCUUCGUCAUUCUUCGUGUCAAAUUCCUACACAACAUGACAAACUACCUGCUGGUGAAUUUGGCUGUGGCUGAUAUGCUCCUUUGUUUUCAAUCGUUCUUCUUUUAUUCAACAUCUUCUCCAUGCUGUACACUUAUUGCUUAUCUUCCAGAAAGUUUUGCUGUACGAAUCCUGUUCUGCAGACUUAUAGUCUCAGAGUAUUUAGCGUGGGCUUUGUUCUACGCAUCAGCUUACAAUGUCUGUGUGGUUACAUUUGAAAGGUUUGCCGCCAUAGUGCAUCCGCUACAGUUCGCAAGGCAACUCACCGCAACACGGAUGAAAACUAUGAUUGCACUAAUCUGGGUGAUGUCAUUUCUAUUUUCGUUGCCGUUUUUAUUUAUAAACAAAGCCAGCAACGAUCCAGACAAAGCUUGCACAAGAAUCAAAUACCCUGACCAGGCUUUUCCGAUUGUGCUUACGGUUACUUUAUUCCUGUUUGGCUACUUACUGCCCAUAACACUGAUGAGUUUGGCCUACUACAAGAUGCAAGUCACUCUGAAGAGGCAAGCCAAUGCUCUGAAACUGCAACAUGCAAGGGCAGCAGCCUAUGAUCUUGUGAUUGCUAGACAGCGUCUAGUCACCAUGCUCAUGAUCGUCUUAGGAGCUCUUAUCAUCCUAUGGACACCAGGCUACACAGCUCUACUUCUUUGCUUGCAUCCAACAGAUAAUAGUUCUCUGCCUUUCUGUCAUUCCAAGACUUUUGAAUACAUCCACGGAAUCUUUGAUUUUGCCUUCUAUUUCAACUCUGUCAUUAAUCCCUUCAUCUACGAGUUUAAGUACAAGAAAUUCAGGAAGGGUCUUAAGGUAGUUUUUUGCAGCUGUUUCAAAAGGCAUGGUAACAACAGAGUUGACAUUGGAAUUGUACCACUGUGA